Molecule: messenger RNA, 470 nt
Organism: Triticum aestivum (bread wheat)
Lineage: Eukaryota; Viridiplantae; Streptophyta; Magnoliopsida; Poales; Poaceae
Exons: 2
Coding region: 22-327 (101 amino acids)
Source: RefSeq, a predicted model, not a curated record
UCUAUCAAACAUUCAAACAAGAUGUGCCACAGAUCCGGCAGCAAGAUGAGAGGCAAGGCAGCACUGAUCUUGCUCCUCGCCAUCCUUGUAUGCCAUGCGUUCUCCUCUGCACACGCCAUCCGUCAGCCAGAUGACUGGCACGAUAUACUGCGCAAGGAGUGUAAGCUGAGUGUGUGCCAUGAAAUCGGAGGGCACAAGAGUUGCUUCUGCUGCUUGGCGACGCCCGACAGUCCUUGUUGGUUCAAGGAGGACGAGUGCAAGAAGGUCUGCUCGCAGGUGCAGCUGCCACCAUCCUCUUCUGCCGGCACCAAUCAAAUAGUGCCGUGAGAUCUUUGCAACGAAGGCAAUAUAUAGGAGAUCACGCCGUGCUUUUGUUUUCAAAAUGAAUCGAAUGGGUCGUCUAAUGUUGUAUCUCCUUUCAAAAAAUUGUGUAAGGAAUUGAGUCAAGAAAUCAAGCUUUUCCCUGAUUA